Trichosurus vulpecula (common brushtail) is the source of this 2463-nucleotide messenger RNA. RefSeq names its product chromosome 2 CXorf65 homolog (gene C2HXorf65). Lineage: Eukaryota; Metazoa; Chordata; Mammalia; Diprotodontia; Phalangeridae. The transcript is spliced from 5 exons. The record is from RefSeq and is a predicted model, not a curated record. Bases 404 to 763 code for a protein of 119 amino acids.
AAAACCAACAGUGAGACCAGGGGGGUGGGGGUGGGGCAGGGCAGUCGGCUUAGCUGCUUUUUCUUUCCAGAACCUGCCCAUUUCUUCAAACAUUUUCUGGGACCCUUGCCUGAGUUUUCAGCUUUCCCAUUGCCAGCUGUCCAUGGUCCCAGCACUUAGGGUAUGAUUUCUCUCCCACUAGUCAUCCUCAUCGUUACCUUCCUACUCAAGGAAGGGCAUCAUUCUCGUAGCAGAUUUCCAGACCGCUGUCCUAAGGUCCAAGGUUAUCGCUAAGAAGGCAGUGGUGUACAAGGCCUGCCUGACAUCUUUGGUUUGAGGAGGCAGAUUGCUGACCAGAACCCUAACAUUGGGCCCAUCUUGAGAUAGCUUUGUCCUUCCCUGCACACCGAAACCACUUAUCAGAAUGUUUAUCACCAUUCUCCAUGGAGAUCAUGAAAAGACCCUAUUUAACUCUCACUGCAAAGUAGAGGCGCUGUUGAACAGUAUCAAGCAGUGCUGUGGCUGUGAGCCUGAAGGGAUGAUUGAACUGGCAGACGAGAAUGGUCAGCUGAAAAACCUUCUCCAGUACCGCCAGCUCUAUGCAUCUGAACUGCUGAAGCCACGAGAAACCUAUAUCCCUUUCACUGUAAAACAACCUGAAGGAUCACUGGAACCGGUCUUUGUGGCACUAUUAAAAGAUGAUGAAGUUAUUGACUCUAAAUUGCUAGUUCCUCAGCAGGAAACCAGCAUAAAAGAACAACCAGAUAGUUUUCAGAGUCUCUGACUGAACUACCCGUUCUUGGUCCUUGUCCUGCCCUCAGAUCUCUGGUUUUGUUUCCCUCAAAGUAACUUGAGGAGCCCCAGUAAGAACCACUAUAAACUCUGUUAACACUUGCAAAAAGGGCACUUCAUUUGACCAAUAUAGGAAGAGCCUGGGGUGAAAUACGUUGGAGUUUCCUUGUUUGGAGACUCCCAAGCUGCCCUGCCAUCUCCUCAGUCUGUACAGUGGGUGAAGAGAGAGCACAGUCAACAGGAAGUCCUUUGGAGCCGGUGUUUUGGUACAGCAUGGUGCCUAGCCCACAUUCCUUCCUUCCCAAAGUCUUUAACAAUAAUAGUACUUAACAGUUAGGUAACACUUUAUCAUGGAGUGCUGUCAAGGCGUGAACUAAUUCAGCUGCCCAGCCAGCCACUCCCCGAGAGCUGAGCGGUCCUAUUGCCUCUACAAGGUGGAAGCUAAUAAAGAGCUUUAUCACACUGAAAAUAGCAUUAUUACUGUAGGGAGACUGGACUUACUCUCUCAACCUACACAUGCUCUAGCUGAUUGGGUUCCCAGAGCAUAGCUGGGGUUACAGCAGUACCCCUGAGGGCUUGGGAGAGUCUUUCAAAUGCUAUCUGCCUGAGCUCUCAUUAGAGUGUUUUCUUCUCUAUAUCAACUACCAGUGAUUACUACCCCAGUAUUACCAAACCAAUUGAUAGCAAUUGGCUAUCACAAAGGGAUAUUAACUGAAAAAAUAUAGUAACGACAGAAAUAAAAGCUUCUCUUUCCAUCAUGUGGAGGAACAUUCUCCCUUACGCCAUCUCAGUUCCUGGGAAGAGUGGUCUCAAAUUUAAAGCAGUUUCUACACAGAACUCGUCCCCAUCAAGUUCACUUGUGAAUUCAGCACAGCCAAUGGCCAGAAUUGCUGCUCUGCCUCUCUGGUCCAACAUCUUUGGCCGCAGGGUAUAUCCACUGCUUGGCUUGGAUGUCAGUCAUCACUCCUCAGGGCGAUGCUAUUAGAUUAUAAUUCGGGCCUGGACUCUAUCUCCUGGAUCUCUAUCAGUUCACUCUCCCGAUCUUCCAAAGUUUACAAGGUUGCAGGCUAAUUUGUUCCAUCGCCAAUAUUCUUUCCCCUCAAGGCAAAAAAGCAUAAACACAACAGAAAGGCAAGCAACAGAGGCAGGCCUCGUGCUCACAGACUACAUAGAAGCGUGGGUAGGGAUAAAAAGCCCCAAGGCCUUUCUCUCCACUGGAAGACUUAGAGCAGCAGCCUUUGCCCCCCUCACCAGAGCACAGCCAGGAAAGAAAAAGGAAACUCCAUGGCUCAAUAGUGCCUUUUGAAUGUAUUCUCCUUUCUGGAUCCAAAGUGAAUCAGAAGAUUCUUCAAACGAUAAGCUGAUUGGAAACACUAGUUGUUCUCUUUCUGAAUUGAGGAGCACAGUGCUUCCAUUCCAGGCCAUCUUGCCUUUCCAGAAGCAGAGUCCCCAGCCUCUCCCUCAUGGUGAUUACAUCAUUAGAGCAUACAGUGCAUGCUUGCAAGGGACAAGCUUGGCCAAUCCAUUGCAUUAUUUACUGGAGGAGGCAACAGCACAGUGAAGGCUCUUUACAGAUGUUUCCAUCUCCCAUCUUAAAUAGAUAAUGAUGACACAGAUGGCAUAGCCCCUGCCCCCUCCAAAAUGAACAUUGAAUUGUAUCCCAUUUCAAUAAACAUAUACUCAAUCUAUCGG